AUGGCUUCCAUUGGAGAUUUUGACCCUGUGCACACCAGCGUCCCAGCAACUAAAAUAGAGAUCACUGUUUCAUGCAGAAAUCUACUGGAUAUGGACACAUUUUCAAAAUCUGACCCUGUGGUUGUCCUGUAUCUGCAGGGGAUCGGGAACAAGGAAUGGACUGAGUUUGGCAGGACGGAGGUGAUCGAUAACACACUCAGCCCUGAUUUUGUGCGGAAAUUUGUGCUUGACUAUUUCUUUGAAGAAAAGCAGAAUCUGCGGUUUGACGUGUUUAAUGUGGACUCCCGGAGCUGCAAUAUAUCAAAACAUAAGGAUUUCUUGGGACAGAUGUUUUGCACUUUGGGAGAAGUGAUUGGAUCACAAAGAAGUCGUCUAGAGAAACCGCUCACGGGGAUUCCAGGAAAGAAAUGUGGGACAAUUAUUCUAUCAGCAGAAGAGCUAAGCAAUUGUCGGGACAUUGUCACCAUGCAGCUCUGUGCUAACAAACUGGACAAGAAGGACUUCUUUGGAAAAUCUGACCCAUUCCUUGUGUUUUACCGCAGCAACGAGGAUGGCACGUUCACUAUUUGUCAUAAGACAGAGGUUGUGAAAAACACACUGAACCCUGUAUGGCAACCGUUCACUAUCCCUGUGCGAGCCUUGUGCAACGGCGACUAUGACAGGACAGUGAAAGUGGAUGUGUAUGACUGGGACAGAGGAGGAAGCCAUGACUUCAUCGGAGAGUUCACCACUAGCUACAGGGAGUUAUCACGAGGGCAGAGCCAAUUCAGUGUGUAUGAGGUAUUAAAUCCAAAGAAGAAAUGCAAAAAGAAGAAAUACAUCAAUUCUGGAACUGUAACCCUAUUGUCCUUCAAAGCUGAAUCAGAAUAUACAUUUGUGGAUUAUAUCAAAGGAGGAACACAAUUAAACUUCACAGUAGCCAUUGAUUUUACAGCAUCGAACGGAAACCCUUCACAGCCCACCUCACUGCAUUAUAUGAACCCCUACCAACUGAACGCAUAUGGAAUGGCACUUAAAGCUGUUGGAGAGAUUAUCCAGGACUAUGACAGUGACAAAUUAUUCCCGGCAUAUGGCUUUGGUGCCAAGAUCCCACCAGAUGGCAAGAUUUCCCAUGAGUUUCCGCUGAACGGUGAUGUGGAGAACCCAAAUUGUGUUGGUAUCCAAGGCGUACUAGAGGCGUACUUUAAAAGCCUGCGCACUGUCCAGCUUUACGGUCCCACCAACUUUGCAUCUGUAAUUGACCAGGUUGCCAGUGCGGCAGGUCAGAUUACAGAUGGGUCUCAGUAUUACGUUCUUCUCAUUAUCACGGAUGGAGUAAUCUCUGACAUGGCCCAGACCAAAGAGGCGAUAGUAAAUGCUUCCUCAUUACCGUUAUCCAUUAUCAUAGUUGGGGUUGGUCCAGCAGAAUUUGACGCUAUGGAAGAAUUAGACGGAGAUGAGGUUCGAGUUUCCUCCAGAGGGCGCUAUGCUGAAAGAGAUAUUGUGCAGUUUGUACCAUUCCGUGAUUAUGUUGACCGUUCUGGCAAUCAAGUCCUCAGCAUGGCCCGGCUUGCCAAGGAUGUUUUAGCUGAGAUUCCUGAGCAGUUCCUCUCCUACAUGAAGUCCCGUGAGAUUAAACCCCGCCCUCUGCCACCAUCGGCUCCUAUGCAGAACCUUCCCUCGCACAUUUAAGUACCUAUAACACAAACCAUUCUCCACAGGAUGGGGACUCUUUCUUCCAUUUAAAGACAGGGUAAAGCUUUGAAUUCCCAAGAUCCCUACUCCCUUAGCCUGGCAUCUACUUAGUAAUGGGAUAUCUCCAAUAAACUAGCUGAAUCCCAUCUGCUUGGGGAGUUUUAAAGUGAUCUUGGGGCUCUCAGACUGGAAAAAAAACCUCUACUGGUUUAUGCAAAGAGUGGACCAUGCAUGAUGGCAACAUCUUCUGAAGGUCCAACAAAGAACAAGCUGAAACAAAACACUAACUGAGGAUGCUGAUGCUGGUGAAUGCCAUAGAUGAAGGCUGUGGAAUUCCUGCACUUUGAAAGUACACAAUGCUAGGUGACAAAUGCUGUACAGUAUUUAAGAACAUUUUUUUCAGAAUAUUAUAAAAAUAAGACAUUUUACAUUCGUGUCCAGCAAGGAAUUGUAUACUGUAGACCCUUGUCUGUCUUCAGAUAUCUCCAAUAAUCCUUUGUUGUAUUCCUCUAACUAGCCAAACAUAACCUUUGUAAGCUAAAUUCUUCUUAUGUAGUCUGUUAUUAAAAUGAUAGGAUGGAUAAAAUGUGGAAAAAUUAUACUGCCUCUAAAAGAUAGUUUCAUGUCCCAAAGACAGCUCAUUUUGAAAUGACUUGUAUAAUAAAGAUCUAUGAAUCAAAA
This is a messenger RNA of Bombina bombina (fire-bellied toad), 2355 nucleotides long. RefSeq names its product copine family member 9 (gene CPNE9). Gene Ontology annotation, biological process: cellular response to calcium ion. Gene Ontology annotation, cellular component: plasma membrane. NCBI's taxonomy places the organism in Eukaryota, Metazoa, Chordata, Amphibia, Anura, Bombinatoridae. Gene Ontology annotation, molecular function: calcium-dependent phospholipid binding. The record is from RefSeq and is a predicted model, not a curated record. The transcript is spliced from 21 exons. The coding region runs from base 1 to 1671 and encodes 556 amino acids.